CAGCUUGGAAAAAUACCUCUUCCCGGUUGUUGUGCUAGAUAGGCUGCUCAGCUCCGGUCUCCUCCAUCCGCUAGACGCACCUGACCCACGAACAGAUACCUCUACAAGUAAAUAAACCGGGUUAGGUGUUGUAUUUGCUUUUUUUGGUUGUUUUUCUAAAGAGGUACCGUUUGAAUUAGCUGCUGACUGCUGCCAGGCAUGGAGACUCUCGGCAACUCGAACAAGAAACAGAAGCUAACCAACACUGCAGAAAGCUGGGGAAUGCAACGGGCAACUAAUGUCACCUAUCAAGCUCAUCAUGUAAGCCGAAACAAGCGUGGGCAGGUUGUGGGCACAAGAGGAGGCUUUAGAGGAUGCACUGUUUGGCUGACUGGUUUGUCUGGUGCAGGGAAGACCACAGUGAGCAUGGCUCUGGAGGAGUAUCUUGUGUGUCAUGGUAUCCCUUGCUACACACUUGAUGGGGACAACAUCCGUCAGGGGCUUAACAAAAACCUGGGGUUCAGCCCAGAGGACCGUGAAGAGAACAUUAGACGUAUUGCUGAAGUGGCCCGGCUUUUUGCUGAUGCAGGGCUCGUCUGCAUCGCCAGUUUCAUCUCUCCCUACAGCAGGGAUCGCCUCAAUGCCAGAAAGAUCCAUGAGGCUGCUGGGCUACCUUUCUUUGAGGUGUUUGUGGAUGCCCCACUGGACGUAUGUGAGCAGAGGGAUGUGAAGGGGCUUUACAAGAGAGCCAGAGCAGGGGAGAUAACAGGUUUUACUGGCAUUGACUCGGAGUAUGAGAAGCCAGAGGCACCAGAGCUGGUGCUGAAGACCGACUCCUGCAGCGUGAACGAGUGCAUACAGCAGCUCAUUGACCUUCUUCAGGAGAGGGAUAUAGUUCCUGUCGAUGCUUCGUAUGAAGUGAAAGAGCUGUACGUUCAAGAGAACAAACUGGAUCUGGCCAAAGCUGAUGCAGAGACACUUCCUGCUGUACAGAUUGGGAAGGUGGACAUGCAGUGGGUGCAGGUGCUGGCUGAAGGCUGGGCCACUCCUCUCAAUGGUUUCAUGAGAGAGAGAGAGUUUUUGCAAUGUCUUCAUUUUGACUGCCUGUUGGAUGGUGGCGUGAUCAACCUCUCUGUGCCUGUCGUGCUGCCAGUGUCAACUGCAGAUAAAGAGCGUUUGGAUGGCGCGACAGCUAUGGCCCUGGUCUACGAGGGUAGGCGAGUGGCCAUCCUUCGUAAUCCUGAGUUUUACGAACAUCGAAAAGAAGAGCGCUGUGCUCGGCAGUGGGGAACCACCUGCAAGGACCACCCUUACAUCAAGAUGGUGAUGGAAAGCGGGGACUGGCUGGUCGGUGGUGACCUGCAGGUUCUGGACAAGAUCUGUUGGAAUGACGGUCUCGACCAAUACCGACUGACACCCACUGAGCUCAAACAGAAGUUCAAAGAAAUGAAUGCAGAUGCUGUAUUUGCCUUUCAGCUGCGUAACCCUGUCCACAACGGGCAUGCUCUCCUGAUGCAGGACACCCACAAGCGUCUGAUCGAGCGAGGCUACCGUCGGCCUGUUCUGCUGCUCCACCCACUAGGAGGUUGGACCAAAGAUGAUGACGUGCCACUGCCUUGGAGAAUGAAGCAGCAUGCUGCUGUGCUGGAGGAGGGCGUUCUGAAUCCAGAAUCUACCAUUGUUGCCAUUUUUCCCUCACCCAUGAUGUAUGCAGGGCCAACUGAGGUUCAGUGGCAUUGCAGAGCACGAAUGGUGGCCGGUGCCAAUUUCUACAUUGUAGGUCGUGACCCUGCAGGCAUGCCUCACCCUGCCACAGGAAAGGACCUGUACGAGCCCACUCACGGAGCCAAGGUGCUCACCAUGGCUCCGGGCCUCAUCACCCUUGAAAUUGUUCCAUUUAAGGUUGCUGCUUACAACAAGGUCAAAAGGGCAAUGGAUUUUUAUGAUCCAAAAAACCAUCAAGAUUACGAUUUCAUCUCGGGCACACGCAUGCGUAAAAUGGCUCGCGAGGGAGAGAACCCUCCCGACGGCUUCAUGGCGCCCAAAGCCUGGGCCGUGUUGAAAGAGUACUACAAGUCACUGGAGAAGGCCUAAAGGUCGGGUCUCAGCUGGGGGGGAGGAAAAACGUGACAAAAAACACGGGAACACAGUGGUGGUUUCUACUGAGGUUUGGGACCACUCACUCAUUUCUAUCACAAACUUCACUCACUCUGGCUUCUGUCAUGGUUUUAGUCUUAUCUGUGUUUUAGCUGUAUGUGCUUUAUUUAACUAAACCUCUCCUCUGACUAUGAAAUGUAGAAGCACAGGUCAGUAUACUAAAAAGUUCAAGAGAACAAAAUAGAUAUUCUUUACUAACAUGAUAACUGUAAGUUCUGAUCAGUGGUUAAGAGUGUUAUUUUUAAACAUCCAAAUGAUGAUGAAGAGUCACUGUUGACCAGUACUCAACUAUUCAGGAGAAGUUGUUACAAUUUGUCCUAGUAUUUAAAAUGUUACUCAACUCGCUAGAGUCGACUUAACGCUGUACCUUUGUUACUGUGUCUGUACACGCGGGUGUGGUAGUGGCUCAAAUGUUACUGUACACAAGUGUUUAAAGUAAAAAUUGAGUGCCUUGGUCCUCAAAGUCAGUUCACAUGUUCACAUUGAAGUUGGACACCUGCCUCUUCUAUCACUGGUUGUAUUUUUACAUUGAAAUGGUCCAGUAGGUCAAGAAAUUUGUGAAAAACAGAUCAGCGGUUUUGUUUUGUUUUUGUUUUUUUAUUACCGUACAGUGCAGUCUUUCUUAAACCUGUAGAAAAACGUAUCACUCCAUUUUAAUUUUGCAUUUUUGUGUGUUGUUUGUAGUUUUGCUGCUUUGAGAUCUAUUUACUUUUUUUCUCCCAUGUCAUGUAUUGCUAAUAUUUUCCAUGUGGUUUAUUGUGCUUUACCAUGGGAUCAGAUUUGUAAUCUUUCCUUGUCCAAUAAAUCAUUUUUAGCCAAAAGAACAA
Messenger RNA from Pelmatolapia mariae (spotted tilapia), 2963 nucleotides. RefSeq names its product 3'-phosphoadenosine 5'-phosphosulfate synthase 1 (gene papss1). The transcript has 12 exons. Gene Ontology annotation, molecular function: sulfate adenylyltransferase (ATP) activity; adenylylsulfate kinase activity; ATP binding. Bases 199 to 2073 code for a protein of 624 amino acids. Lineage: Eukaryota; Metazoa; Chordata; Actinopteri; Cichliformes; Cichlidae. The record is from RefSeq and is a predicted model, not a curated record. Gene Ontology annotation, biological process: sulfate assimilation; 3'-phosphoadenosine 5'-phosphosulfate biosynthetic process.